GUGUUGCUCAGAGCCCAUUGCUGGACUGGGUCUGUGCCUCCGCACUCAUGGCUUCCCCUAGCAAGGCGGUAAUUGUUCCCGGGAACGGAGGCGGGGAUGUGGCCACCCACGGCUGGUACGGCUGGGUGAAAAAGAAGCUGGAGCAGAUACCUGGUUUCCAGUGCCUGGCUAAAAACAUGCCUGACCCAAUUACUGCUCGAGAGAGCAUCUGGCUGCCCUUCAUGGAAACGGAGCUUCACUGUGAUGACAAGACCAUCAUCAUAGGCCACAGUUCCGGGGCCAUUGCGGCCAUGAGGUAUGCAGAGACCCAUAGAGUAUAUGCUAUUGUAUUAGUGUCCGCAUAUACAUCAGACUUAGGAGAUGAAAACGAGCGUGCCAGUGGGUACUUCAGUCGCCCAUGGCAGUGGGACAAGAUCAAAGCCAACUGCCCUCACAUUGUGCAGUUUGGCUCCACUGAUGACCCUUUCCUGCCCUGGAAGGAACAACAAGAAGUGGCGGAUAGAUUGGAAUCCAAACUGUAUAAGUUCAGUGACCGGGGUCACUUCCAGAACACAGAGUUUCAUGAACUGAUUAGUGUGGUCAGGUCAAUGCUGAAAAUACCAGAAUAGACAAGUGACUCCUACCAUUCUAUGUCCUAGUAUGGGAAGAGAGGAAUAACAUCUAGUAUCAAUCACAUAAUCACUGGAUGUGAAACAUCCAGUUAAGCUCCCAAAGUGCCUAAAAGCAAGCUUAGUUACAAGAAGCAUUUUCAUUUCCACAGAACCUAAGUCUUCCUGAAAUCUUACUGACUACAGUAGUAUUCUUCCCAUUGGAUAAAGGAUAUAAGGAUGGUUUUGUCAUCUUGUUGCUCCAAAAAGCGUAAGUCAGAAAUGGAAUUCAGAGCUGGGUGUGGUGGUACACACCUGCUAUCCCACCACACAGGAGGCAGAGGCAGGAAGAGCUGGAGUUCAAGGCUAGCAACCUCAGUUAAGUAGUGAUUUUGAAGCCCAACGGGGCUCCAUAAGACCCUCUCUUAAUAAGAAAAAAAAAAAAAAAGAAAUGUAAUCCAGGUUUCCUGAUUCUCAGUCCAGAUUAAGCACUAAAUUGCUUUAUCUGGGCAUAGUGUAUACUGGUGAUCACAGCAUUUGGGAGGCUGAGGAAAGGAAAUUCCAAAUGUGAGGACUGCCUGUACUAAAUAUUGUCUCAAAAAAAAAAAAAAAAAACCCAAAACAAAAAUUAACUAUCAGUGUCACUUUUACAUUUUUUUUCUUGCUUUUUCAAGGUAAGGUGUUGCUGUAGCCCAGGCUAACCUGGAAUUCACUGUGUAGUCUCAAGGUGGCUUCAAACUCACAGCAAUCCUCCUACUUCUGCCUUCUGAGUGCUAGGAUUAAAGUUGUGUGCCACCAUGCCUGGCAAUUCCUUUCCUUUUUGAAAUAAAACUUGUCUGUCUUGAGGGAGGACAAUAUGACUGUAAGGUCCAGAGUGGUGGCCUGGAGCUCAAAAUACUGUUUCAAGGUAAUGCAGGAGGUUAGACUCAGCAUUCACCACUGAACCCCCUUACCCCUCCCUCCAUCCCCAGCUCCUUCAGACAGGUUGAGAGACCAACAUAUUAGGAGUCAGAUCUGCUAGGGUCAGACAGGGAAUGGAAGCACACUUCUCAUCUGUAUGCCAACUUUGGUAAGACAAGACUGGCAGGAUUAGAGCCAUAUGGACAAUGCGUGCCCUGUGGAAGUACUGCCAUAUAGAAAAGUGACAAGGAAAAAGUAUGCAUGUUUUUAAAUUUGGGGAAUAUGUAUGCACAUGGAUGUAAAUUGACCCAUAUCCAUAUGGAUUAUGAGAGAUGGCAACAACAAUGUAAGUCAGUUUGCAAAUACUGCAAGAUAAAGACAGAAUUAUCUAUUGUGGAUCCUUGGACAUAAACCUUAGCUCAGCCAAGUACUUAAUUUAGACGAUUCUCUGUAAAGCCAAAGGAAAGCUCAAGAUCCCCCAAAUGAGUGUAAUGUUAAAGGGUGAAAAACAUGGGCGCAAUUUGGAUUUUGUUAUAAAGUCUUAAGUUUCUUUAAAAGUAA
Messenger RNA from Jaculus jaculus (lesser Egyptian jerboa), 2048 nucleotides. RefSeq names its product RB binding protein 9, serine hydrolase (gene Rbbp9). Lineage: Eukaryota; Metazoa; Chordata; Mammalia; Rodentia; Dipodidae. Bases 48 to 608 code for a protein of 186 amino acids. The record is from RefSeq and is a predicted model, not a curated record. The transcript is spliced from 5 exons. Gene Ontology annotation, molecular function: hydrolase activity.